Molecule: messenger RNA, 1073 nt
Organism: Diabrotica balteata
Lineage: Eukaryota; Metazoa; Arthropoda; Insecta; Coleoptera; Chrysomelidae
Source: the annotation of a GenBank genome assembly
UAGAAACUAUAUACAAAAACAUAAACGCAUGUGUAAAAUAAUAAACUAAUAUUUAAAUAUGAGUUUUAACGGAUAUCACAAUAUAAUCAAAGAGGGAGAUACAGUAAUAUUGUAUCUCACAAUUAACCAGGUAUAUCCAAUAAAAGCCCAGUCUAAGAUUAUAAACAAGAAAGGUGUAGAAGUAGAGAAUGUGUUCCAAACAUCUUAUGGAGCCCUAAAAUGUGCAGACCUCAUCGGUAAAAAUUACGGAACUAGAAUAUCCCUUAGUAAAGGUUGGGGAUAUGCUCUGCAACCUACUCCUGAAUUAUGGACAAUAACUUUACCACACAGGACACAAAUUAUUUAUACACCUGAUAUAAGUAUGAUUAUUUUACAAUUAGAGUUAUCUCCUGGUAGUGUAGUUAUUGAAAGCGGUACGGGAAGUGGAUCCCUUUCGCAUGCUCUAAUAAGGGCAGUGAAACCUCAUGGACAUCUAUACACUUUUGAUUUUCACGAAGAUAGGUCAAAAACAGCUGCAGACGAAUUUUCAGAGCAUGGUUUCUCGGAGUAUGUUACAGUUAAACACCGAGACGUUUGUGAAAAUGGCUUUGGGGAAGACUUGGAUGGUAAAGCUGAUGCUGUGUUUUUAGAUUUACCUCAUCCAUGGUUUGCCAUAACACAUGCACUUAAAUCCAUCAAAACAACUGGAGGAAGGAUUUGUUCUUUCUCACCAUGUAUAGAGCAAGUUCAAAAGAGUUGCCUUAUAUUAUUGAAGCUGGGCUUUCAAGAAAUUCAAACGUUGGAAGUGCUACAAACACAGUUGUCUGUACAACAAAGAACUAUUCCAAUAGUUAGUUUGGAUUUUUUGAAAACUGAAGGGGAUGAAAAUGAACGAGAGAAAAAGCAGAAGGAAUAUUUGAAAACUGUAGUCUCUGUACCUCCGGCAACACUUCCUGGCCAUACAGGAUACCUUACAUUUGCCACACUGCCUCCAGUUUGGGCUAGAGGUUUACAAGUGAGUUUGAAUGAAGACAAUAUACUACAAGAAGACUGUGAUUGAUACUGUUUUAUUAGAUUUUAAAUAGAGUCUAAAC